AUGCCAGAGAAAUACAUCCAAAAUACGAGUACUGAUAGGGAAAAGGACAUCAAGACCAACUACAUCGAUCUUGCUUGUUCGCUACUAGGUGGGAAAGUCUUGAGCUGCAGCGACGAAUUCUUUGCCGAGGCAGAGAACUUGAUAAAGAGAGAAAAACCUGUGCGAGAUCCAUCCAGAUUUACAGAUCGGGGUGCUUGGUAUGACGGGUGGGAAACCCGUCGACACAAUCAUAGUUACGAUUGGGUUAUCAUCAAACUCGCUUUUGCGGGGACAAUUGAUGCGUUUGAUAUUGACACGUCGUAUUUUAAUGGCAAUCAUCCUCCGGCUGCUAACGUCGAAGGGUGUCAUUCUCCAGACAAAGAUCCAGUGCCGGGAGAUGAUACUUUCUGGGUUGAGAUACUGCCUCGAGUCGACCUAGGCCCUAGUGCAUCACAUUAUUUCAAAGCUCAAACACCAAAUAGCCGACAAUGCUAUACUCACGUCAGGCUGAACAUAUAUCCAGACGGCGGUGUUGCUCGGUUUCGAGUUUAUGGGAAUGUACGGCCCAUUUGGCCGCGCGACAAAAGAGCCACCAUUGAUCUGGCAUUCAUCGGUAACGGAGGCCAAGUGGUCGCAUGUAGUGACCAACAUUUUGGCGCAAAGGACAAUAUACUACUCCCAGGUCGUGGGAAGGACAUGAGCGGUGGAUGGGAGACCAAAAGGUCCAGGGUCCCUGGACAUUGCGACUGGAUUAUUGUUCGGCUCGGGGCUCCCGGACAUUUGAAAGACGCUGAGAUUGAUACAGCGUAUUUUAAAGGAAAUUUUCCCGAGAGUGUUAUGCUUGACGGGUGUUUCUCGGACUUGGAAAUUCCUGAUGACACGACCGAAUGGGAAAACAUUCUGCCGCGGUCCAAAUUAGGGCCAGAUAAGCAACAUUACUUUCGGCUGAAGGAAACUCGUUGGCAAUUCAGUCACGUUAGAAUGACCAUGUAUCCCGACGGCGGUAUCAAACGACUGCGUCUCUUUGGUCAACUUGCGUUGACAAACAACGGCGAAACAAACGGACAUUCGGUUGACUCACACAACACCUCUUCGUCUUACGCGAUUGAUGCUGCACCAUUGACAAACGAUCAAUUUGCAGCAUACGGACAAGUGAUAGAGGCAUUUGCCGAAUCAAACCUUAAUUCUCCGUUUGCAAUGUCGAUUACGCAUGGUAUUCGAGUGACCCCUGCAAAUCAGGGGACAGCUCGCAAAUACAAUCAUAUAGCGAAAGCAGCGAACUUUCGACAAUCUGCUAUAACACAGGACGGCAAGCUCAUAUCAAAAGCUGAGCAAAAUAUCUGUCUUUAUCAUUGUCAACCGACGACCGAGUUUCCAUUUAAACUAAAAUUACUGGAACGUCAUUUAUACUCCUCUCAGGCGUUCAUUCCAUUAGAUGGAAGUAGUGAGGGAUAUCUGGUGAUUGUUUGUUUAAACGGGCAAGAUGACAAGCCAGAUUUAUCAACUUUACGUGCCUUUGUUGGGUCUUCUAAACAAGGCAUUAAUUACUUUCCUGGUGUCUGGCAUCAUCCCAUGAUUGCCUUGAAACAAGUUACAGACUUCGUUUGUCUUGUUCACGAAUCUGGUGUUACGGAGGAGGACUGCGAAGAGAUUGCAAUAGACGAUAAUAUUACUAUCAAACUCCCUGGCCCCAUAGAUUAUAAUAAUUAG
Messenger RNA from Paraglomus brasilianum, 1689 nucleotides. The record is from the annotation of a GenBank genome assembly. Lineage: Eukaryota; Fungi; Glomeromycota; Glomeromycetes; Paraglomerales; Paraglomeraceae.